Amoebophrya sp. A25 is the source of this 3554-nucleotide messenger RNA. The record is from the annotation of a GenBank genome assembly. Lineage: Eukaryota; Dinophyceae; Syndiniales; Amoebophryaceae.
AAACAAGCAACAUCAUGAAAGAAACGUAACGGUGAAACUAAAGAAAUACGGGCUUGGUAAUCAUAAACAGUAGAGUUCAUGUCUAGUCCAUCAAGCAUGCAUGUAAGGAAUCGCAUCAAGUAUCGAUGUCAUGAGAAUUUCAGAUCACUUUCACAUGAAAAUGAACCAUGAGACUUUUUCGUGAGCUUGUUAUCUGGAAGAACUUGCUUCAAUCAACGAGCGAUACAUAUUCAUGACUUGUUACUAAGCACUUGAUUUGGAUUAAUACCACCUUGACCUUUAAUAACAAGAAUAUUGUUGGAUCUUUUGUGAACAAAACAUGACACCAUGUAGCCCUGUCUGGUCGACCUGGUGUCUCUGGUUGCUGCUGGCGCACGGUUUCCCUAUCAGAAUGAGGAGAUGACGGCGCCCCUGGAGCCACCAAAAGGAGGCCUGUACAGAGUCCGGCGAAGAGGCUGGGUCGUCUUCAGCGGUAGUACGUACAGAAUGAGAUGUCUUGCUUUGAUGAUGUUUCAGAGGAAACGCUGCUCUGCCAAAGCUUAAUAUAAUCGCCUUGACGCAAAACGACACCAGAGCCGGCGCUGGUUAUUGACAAAAAGAUUCACAUCCGUCUCGCUUCAAUCUGGCACUUAUUUUUUUUGCGGCACACGAAGUGAUACGCAGCAAAUACAACAAGGACUGUUACUGUUUUCGGCCGCGGCGUUCGCCAUAAUACACGCCCCGUCGCGCGCUGCACCCUAAAUAAACGUACAAGACAGAUCUGCAUCUGCAAUCUCAAGAACCAUGUCUGCCGCACCUGGAGGUGGUGACUUUGGCAUGAUUGCAAAUCAGCCUGUAGUCAUCGACAAUGGGUCAGGCGUGAUGAAAGCGGGCUUCGCUGGGGACGAAGGACCAAAGUGCGUGUUCGCGAAUUACGUCGGUCGACCAAAACACGAUAGAGUAAUGGCUGGUGGCGCAGAGGGUGAUCUCUUCGUUGGCGAAAGCGCUGAGCAGCUGCGCGGAUUACUAGCGUGUAGCUAUCCAGUACGGCACGGCGUGGUAAAUGAUUGGCUGCAAAUGGAACAAGUAUGGGACCAUGUAUUCCACAACGAACUAAAAAUCAGCCCAGAAGAACAUCCAGUGCUGCUCACGGAAGCGCCCUUGAUUAUGGCCAUUGGUUGAUGACUCAACGACAAAGACAACGAAAUACAAAAUAGUUGAUGGUCCGUUUAUGGUAGCCUCGUUGGUUUGCACGAGCAAGAACCUCUAUCGGAAACCUCUAAAACUGGCCUUCUAACAUCAAUCCAGUGAAGAACCGAGAAAAGGCAGCCGAAGUUCUAUUCGAGUCUUUCAACGUGCCAGCGCUUUUUGUCUCAGUUCAGGCUGUUUUGUCCCUGUAUGCAUCAGGACGCACUACUGGUGUUGUACUAGACUCGGGCGAUGGCGUUUCGCAUGUAGUUCCUGUUUACGAGGGCUUUGCGCUGGGUCACGCAAUACAGCGAAUGGAUGUAGCCGGCAGGGACGUUACAGAAAAUUUGAUGCUCCAGCUGAGGCGGCAUGGCCACGUCUUCCAUACAAGUGCAGAGAGGGAAAUCGUAUCAUUGUUAACUUAAACUUUGUGCUUUCCUGAGGGUGGACGGGGUUUCGUAGAAAAGGAGCUUCACUUCACACUUCUUUCGAAUGGGACCCAUGUAUCUAUAUCUUUCUUCAGGUCCGGGAGAUGAAGGAGCAAGUGUGCUACGUAGCCUUUAAUCCAGUCAAAGAGGAAUCAUCGUCGCCGGAAAAUGUCCCACGAACUUAUCGGUUACCUGAUGGCCAGGUUAUCAGCUUAGGAGCGGAAAGAUUCCGCGCACCGGAGCUACUCUUUCAGCCGAAUCUCAUAGGCUACGAGUAUCCAGGUGUUCACGAACACCUGCAGCAUGCGAUAAGUACCUUUUUUUUGUCUUAGAAACUUCUAAACCCUAUUCUUGCCAGAGUAGUUUAUAGCACGCAUGGUGCAUGGAGUAGCAUGGAGUGCAUGGAGCGCAGAGCUUUAAGGGGCGCAAGAAGCUCCCCCUUUAGCUCCAUGCUACUCCAUGUGAUCCAUGCACUCCAUGCCGUGCGAGCUGUGGAACCUUAUAAAUUGCUCUGUAUAUUCUUUACUCGCAAUCAGAAACGGCCCCUCUUAACAAUUUGCGAAGACUCAUUCUUUUCCUUCUAAAUCUAAAUCUCUUAGUUGAGUUCUUUCUCAGAUCGCGCGGACAUGGAUCUUCGGAAGACGUUGUAUUCACAGAUCGUGUUGUCAGGAGGAAGUACUAUGUUUCCCGGUUACGGUGAUAGGCUACUGAACGAAAUGCGGAAGCUUGUGCCGAAAGAUUGUACAACUACUGGUUGAAUGUCUACCCUUUUGUAUCAAGAAGAUCAACAAAGUGCAAGCGUCCAAUGAAAAUGACUUCAUCUACUACAAGUACAACUGCUAGUCUACUACCAACAGGGCCGAGGAUGAAGACGACGAUGUUCGUUCUUGUAGCUUGCAUCUCGAAAUAUUGCGUUAUGAUCCUUCCCACAGGUAAAAUUCGAAUAUCUGCGCCGCCGAACCGCACCCUUUCGACGUGGACUGGCGGAAGCAUUCUAGCGAGUCUCGCAACGUUCAAAAGCAUGUGGGUAUCGCGCGAAGAAUACGACGACGAGGGUGGGUCUGUGAUGCAUCGAAAAACGUUCUAGCCUUCGCCGCGGGUGGUUGUGUUGACGACUCAAUUACAACCAAUUGUGUACCUGUGGAUGAGUAUGUGCAUAGCUGCGAAAUAGCGCUACAACAACCAAUACAUGGCAUGUUGAGCAGGUUUGCGCGCUGAAAGAGACCCCGCGAACGAGCCCCCGAAGUCUUUCUUCUUACUCAUCCGUUCAUACACCUUAUGAUCUAUAUCGCUUCAAACUCAAAGAAACAACAAUUAAGUUCUGCUUGCGGUGAAACAAAAUCUGAAUGAGAAUGACGAGUACUUCUGUACCUACAGUAAACUAACAAGCCAAAGAAUGGGUGUCAUACUGAUACACACGAAUGUCUACCAGCACUGCGACUGCGGAGACGGUGCUAAUAUUAAGAAUUUGAUAUUCAAUCAUUUUGUCUUUGCCGGGUACUGUGAAGAAUCUGAAUUCUUCGAAGAAGAACUUCCAUAGAAGAGCAUCGCUAAGAAGAGGUCUGACCAUUACGCUAGCACAGCCUCGUUCUUUUCCAGAACUACCGGGCGUAUUAGUAUUUGGGCUUGGUACCAAUGCAUGUCAUAUUUCAUUUUGUUUUGAUGCAUCCAUUGUGAUCCAUCACAUUGAUCCAUGAUCCCCUGAAACUGAAACAAACUCUCCUCCCAGUUCACUCCACGUGUUUUGUCAUUAUCAUUGCUAGAAAGAAUGACAAAGUUUUCGGAUCGCGAUCACCCUCAGCAUAUGAAACCUCUGAAGCGGUUGAAAAUUCCGAAUCUUGCAAUUUCUGACGAUGACUCGUUGCAUGCGAAUGAAAAUCACGUAUGCAGGAAUGAAGGACCUCGCUUCCAUCCUGAAUCAUUUUAUCCCGCCUUGCUUAUGCUUACUGUUACUCGUAU